UACCAGCUUGACAACGACGAAAACUGCAGUAUUGUACGAAGCCCUGGAAGCGACUCUUACUGACAGUCGUACUGUGACGGCAACGGGUUCACAACGCCAGUACGAAUAUUGCACACAGAUAUAGCACAGUGUGGUCACGGUCGCCACAGUCGUCCUAUAUCCAUACACAUGGCAUCGGCUAGCGAGCCACCGUCAUCAAGGAAGAGACUUGGUAGAAGACGGCUACCACCACUCGAGCCCGGGCCUCCCUUUCAAUUCGUUACUGCCAACCACCCAGACCAGUUUAGAGCUGGGAAGACGAUGCGGCACGUACGAUCCCACGUCAUGUACAAGCACCGGAUCGAAAGAAAGCCGACGCCAAACGAACGAACGAAUACAAAUCUUCAAAGGAGUGAAUUGGCACAUGUGUCGAGCACAUCAAGUCCGGGGCCAACUAGCCAGGGUGAAUACAGCAGCGAUCCCGACUAUCUCGCACCACAUCAUUCAAGGCCUCGCAGUAGCACCUGGACAGGAGACUCGCUACCUUCUACGCCCUAUUGUCCAAGUCCAGCCACACUGCGGAGUUUGAUUCACCAAAUCCUAACUUCGAGUCAAGUGGCGUACGCUCGAAGUGCUCCUCCGAUCUUCGAAGAUGCGUCAGCUUUCCCAUUUCCUGGGUUCCAUGGGAUGCACAGCAGCCCUAUCGAUGGUUUAAAACAACGAUACAUCGAAAGUUGCGGCCUCUUUGGAGAAGACAGGGAGUGGAUGCGCACCGUUUGCGCGGACCAGACAUCGUUCCUCAGCCAUGUCAGUGUAUCAAGCGUCUAUCAAGACCUAGCCGAAGGGUUCUGGCAGGACAGCGACAUGACCGUGGAAGUAAAAACACACGCUCUCAGUGCCAUCGCCGGCCAGCUCGAGUCCAACGAUGCGACAAUCCUGAGCAUACUGCAUCUGCUCCUGAGCGAAGUGGGCGGCGACGGGAUCGCGUUCAAGGUCCAUCAUCUGGGUCUACAAAGCCUCAUAAACAGGAGAGGGGGACUGAGCCAGCUGGGGACCCGACUGGCAACAUACAUAACACUGUAAGUCUCUCCAAU
Boeremia exigua is the source of this 1073-nucleotide messenger RNA. RefSeq lists its product as uncharacterized. The coding region runs from base 169 to 1062 and encodes 297 amino acids. The record is from RefSeq and is a predicted model, not a curated record. Lineage: Eukaryota; Fungi; Ascomycota; Dothideomycetes; Pleosporales; Didymellaceae. The transcript is spliced from 2 exons.